Messenger RNA from Talaromyces rugulosus, 1323 nucleotides. RefSeq lists its product as uncharacterized. Gene Ontology annotation, molecular function: polygalacturonase activity. Bases 1 to 1323 code for a protein of 440 amino acids. NCBI's taxonomy places the organism in Eukaryota, Fungi, Ascomycota, Eurotiomycetes, Eurotiales, Trichocomaceae. Gene Ontology annotation, cellular component: extracellular region. The transcript is spliced from 3 exons. The record is from RefSeq and is a predicted model, not a curated record. Gene Ontology annotation, biological process: pectin catabolic process.
AUGUCAAAAAUCACCCAUCUUUUUACUUUCCUUUUAAGUGUUUCUGCAGUUGUGCAGGCUGUGCCUGCUCCUGCUCCUAGACCUUCUGGUUCAGCGCAUCCCGGCCAUCCAGGCCACCACGGAGGGCAUGGCCAUGGUUCUUGGCCGCCUCAUAGCUCAAGGCCCGGUGUGCCAUCUGCCACUCCGACAGUUCCACUCCCGAGGUCCUCACCAGUUAUUUCUGUUUCCUCUGGUGAACCUAAUACGGCUACUUUUGCUGCUGCGAACUCAGCUAUCACACCUUCAGCUGACGCCUCCGACUCUUCGUGCACCUUUUCUGGCCCAAGUGGUGCAGCUUCAGCAAGCGAGUCCAAGAAGUCUUGUUCUACUAUCGUCCUGUCCGACGUGGCUGUGCCAUCUGGGACGACCUUGGAUCUGACUGAUCUCGAGGACGGCACUGCGGUGAUUUUUGAAGGAACAACCUCAUUCGGCUACGAAGAGUGGGAUGGUCCACUGGUCUCGGUUUCUGGGACUGGCAUCACAGUUAGUGGAGCUGAUGGACAUGUUAUUGACGGCGACGGUUCUCGCUGGUGGGAUGGCGAGGGCUCAAAUGGUGGCACGACCAAGCCCAAGUUCUUCUAUGCUCACGAUCUUACAUCCUCGACCAUCACAGGAUUGAACCUCAAGAACUCUCCGGUUCAGGUAUUCAGCGUCGAUGGAUCCACUGACCUGACUUUGGAUAGCAUCACUAUUGAUGACUCUGACGGCGAUAGCCAGGGAGGGCAUAACACGGAUGCUUUUGAUGUCGGCGAUAGUACCGGGAUUAUAAUUUCGGGGGCUACGGUUUAUAACCAAGAUGAUUGCCUAGCCAUUAAUUCUGGAAAGAACAUUACAUUCACCGGGGGAACCUGCUCCGGUGGCCAUGGGCUAUCCAUUGGGUCUGUCGGUGGAAGAGAUGACAACACAGUCUCCGACGUGACGAUCUCUAGCUCCAAGAUUUCCAACUCGCAGAAUGGCGUCCGUAUUAAAACUGUCUACGAUGCCACUGGCUCCGUCUCGGGAGUUACGUAUAAAGACAUCACCUUGUCCAACAUCACCAAGUAUGGAGUUGUAAUCGAACAAGACUACGAAAACGGAAGUCCGACAGGAGACCCUACAACAGGUGUCCCAAUCACCGAUCUGACCUUGGAUGGUAUCACGGGUGAUGUCGCGAGCGACGCCACAAACAUAUAUAUCCUGUGCGGUGAUGGAAGCUGUUCCGACUGGACCUGGACUGAUGUCAGCGUCACUGGUGGGAGCGCCAGCGAGGACUGCUCGAACGUUCCCAGCGGCGCUAGCUGCUAA